This is a messenger RNA of Larimichthys crocea (large yellow croaker), 3091 nucleotides long. RefSeq names its product spermatogenesis associated 6 (gene spata6). Bases 64 to 1434 code for a protein of 456 amino acids. NCBI's taxonomy places the organism in Eukaryota, Metazoa, Chordata, Actinopteri, Sciaenidae. The transcript has 11 exons. Gene Ontology annotation, biological process: spermatogenesis. Gene Ontology annotation, cellular component: sperm head-tail coupling apparatus. The record is from RefSeq and is a predicted model, not a curated record. Gene Ontology annotation, molecular function: myosin light chain binding.
CACGUCCGCUCUAUGACUGUUGCUGUUUGGCAGCCAUGACAACGAGUUUUGAAAGUUGGAUGAAUGGCUGCGCCGAGGACGAACUUCUCCACCUCUAAAGCGCCUCAAAAGUCCCUGAAAUGUACCGUGUACUUGGACAUUCAGACAGUCACAUGUCCAGGAGCGCUCCUGUCGAAAAAGAACGACGUCUACCUCAGUGUGUGCAUCAUGGGCCAGUACAGAAAGACUCCCUUUGUGCCACCCGUGUUUCCUUUACUCUUACACCACAAAAUGGUCUUUGUAAAGACUUUCACCGGCAUUGUUGACCCUGCUGAUGUAGCUGACCUCCUCGAAGCUGACACAACAUCUUUUGAGCUGAUUCAGUUGGUGCCUCCAGAGGGUGAGAUCCUUGCCACAAUGAAGGAAAGCAGCAGAGAUUUCCUGUAUCCUGGUCCCAGACUGAGCACCAGAGAGGGAGCUGCAGAGAGAGAGAUACUGUUGAAGAGAUCCUCUUCCUUUCCUGGAAUCUCCCCCAAAGUGAAGUUUGGCACAGCAUCAGUCAUCGAAGAGGUUGAUGGAAGAGACAGCUGGCUUACCUCUCCUAUUUGCUGCCUUUCUCCAGUGACGCCAUCUCUAACCCCAUCGAGACAGAGUUCAGCAAAAAAGUCUUCGCCAUCCAAUGAGCAUUUUUCCAAAAUAGAUGAUGCAAACUGUGUCCCUUCAAAAGGUGGGAAGAAAAAGCUAAAUGUUGAGGCAAGACUUACAAACUCAACAUCUAGACGCUCCCCUUCUCCAUCCAAAUCUGGUCACAGUCCCCAGAAAAACAAGAAGAAAAGGACACAUGCUUCUUCCAGAGUUUCUGUAGACUGCAGCUACCAGCAGCCCACCGUUUCUUCAAGGACACGAGCCUUGUCCCCUUACACCCACCGCAAGAUGUGCCAGCUUUCAGAAGACACCCGGCAGAGGCUCAGCCAUCUCCAGCUGGGGCCUCACUACUUCAGGAAGGAGACGGAGAGCCAACCGCCCUUCUUGGUCUCUGGUUGCAGUAAUGUCUCCGGGUUAGGAACUCCUUCCUCCUCCGUACAGAGUGGCAGCAUGCUUCGGCACUCUGUCAGCUUCAAAGCUGAUCACACAGAUUCUUCUCUUUUGGGGAGUUACAGACCAAGAACAGCGAGAGUGAGGUCAGAGUCUGCAAGGGUCCAAUCGUCUCCAGAGACACAGUCCAGACUUGAAACCCAGACCAAAAGCCCAGUGAGAGGUGCUGCAUUAGCUCCGUCCACCCCGACCGUGUCAAACUCCAGAAGUCUUCUGAAUCAUAACUACUCCCUCAGAGAAAGACUACGGACCAGUGAGCCCAGUCCAUCCUACUGGGAGCAGAUCCACAGCCGAGUCCAGAGGAUUCUGCGGACACACAAAACCAGCUUGGACCACCAAGAUCUGACCUUUGGCCUUUAACUUACUGAUGUGACCAAACAACUGCGGUGACAAUACAAAGACUAUUCACUGUUAAACCAGUCACUUUAAUAAUGCAUCCUUACAUUUCAAAGUCAAAACCAGAUGCUUAGGAAUGGAUACGCGCACACAGAGCACCUUCUUAACCUCAGGAUUUCAUCAUUCAGUGAGUCGAACCAUCUCACACACACAUCUUCAUUUAUCUCCCUUUGAAGUUUAUUUAAAUUUCCAAUCAUCUCGAGCACCUGCUGAGCCGUGUUUGUUGUCGUUACUCUUAGAAAAGGCAGGAAAUUUACAGGGGUUACUUUCAAAAGCAUCCUCCCACCCAUCAGCUGGGCUCUGUUUAAAAAAAAAAACACACACACAAAAAAACAAACAGAGACCUCGUCUAAUUUCUCUAAAGCUGUGCGGAAAUUGCCUCGGGUAAAAAGAAGCAUCAUUGUGUGUGUGUGUAUGGGAAGGAGACAUGGUGGCUGUAAGCUGCAGCUGUUAAGGGCUCAUCUCUCGCAACACAAAAGAGAGACAAGAAGGUAGCCAAGAGCCACCGUUGAGAGCCAGUGAAGAGAUUUAAGAGAGAGAAGGAACAAAAGUAAUCCUGAAUGAAAGAGCAGGCGACACAAUGAAACGUAGCCUCAACAUGAAUCAAGACGGUCAAGUAGAUACAUAGUGUGUGUCGUGUGUAUGUGCUCAUCAGAGGUUACCUGCUCUUUAUAAUGUGUGAUAGUAUUUCAUACAUCUAUAGGAGGUGAAUUACAUCUUUUAUCAAGGCUAAUCAAAUGAAAUGCAGCCACUCUCUUCACCUAUAGAUGAAUUUAUUUAAUAUGUUUUGUGUUUCAGGGGGAGGGGAUAUGAGAUACAGUGAAUGAUCACAUCUUUUCUGCUUUUCUUCGAUGCAGUAGGAUCUAAUGAAAGCUAAAACUAAAUCCUGUGUUUGACCAUGUGGCCAUCUCCAGAGGGAGAUGUCCGUCAGAUUGCGAUGCUCACUUGAAAAGGACGUUACAGUAAAAAAUGUUUGUCUCACUAAAAUUCAUAGUCUACCAAACAGGUGUAUCCAUUAACUUCUGACAGCUUAUAAAUGUGUUUUUCAUUGAAUCUUGAACAGACAGUGAAAUAUGUCUGGGGAUUGCACGCUGCAUGUUCUUCUCUUCACAGCGGGGAAUAGUUUUAAUAAUCUUGCUCCCUGCAUCUGCUUCAUCUUUCUUACCAGGAACUACAGUUCAUUUUAAUUUAAAAAAACAUAUCCAAAGCUGUUACAGUCUAUAUACAUACCUAUUGUAUUACAAAUGAAACAGUAUUAAAAUGUUAAUAUUAGCAGUAAUCAAAUGAAAAUGAUGGAAAAUUCCUUAAUGGUUUAUCGGCGCGCGUGUGUGUGUGUGUGCGUGCGUGCGUGUGUGUGUUUUCAGUAUUUAACGACUACUUGCAUACAAUAAAAAACAUUCACUUAACACUAGUUGUCAUAAGCAACAGUAAAAUGAUGGUGAUGUUUCAUCCUGCAGGAAAAGCCACAUUUUCAGACUGUGAUGAGUUCAUGAACUUCACAAAAUGGUGCCAGUCAAAGAAAUAUUUUACUUUUUUUUUUGAAUAACUAUGAUUGCUCUGCAACAAACAGUUUGGAAAGUACAGAUCCAUGUGAUUAAAAAUUAUUUGUUUCUGUUGUAAA